CUUGCCGGUUACCACGGGAACUAUUCGAUGUGCUUAAGUGAUCAUACGCCAAUUGCUUAACACGCGUCUUACUCAAGUCCUUAUAAGUCCAGCAGAGCCUUGCCAAAACACCCACUCGCAUCAUGCACCCACUCAUACACAUCGACUAAUCAACGCUGCUUUCAGGAUGAUGGAGAACGACAACGUUUCCGAAAAACCUAGCCCCCCCAUUCGCUCUGGUUCAUCGAACUCCUCGCCACUCUGGUUUGUUCGCCGAUUCUGGGUCAACCACGAACACAGCUUCCAUGAGGGCACCACAGAACACAACUCCGGUUACAGCAACGAGGCCAGCGACGAGACCAGCACUGAGGUCAGCGACGAGGCCAGCACUGAGGCCAGCGACGAGGCCAGUACCGAGGAGGAUACAUCCGAUCACCUGAGCCUAGCUUCGUUGGAACAUAGGUCGCAACCAACGCUGUCAACACCGUUGCCAACUACAAUCGAAGUCGACGAAGAGUACGAAGAUUCAUCGGAAUCUAAUUGGCAACCUCUGUCAACCACUGCGGAAGGCCGUAAAGAGCCUAUAUCCAGUACGCGCCGAGAGAUGGAGAUUGGCGACAUGGUUGCCGCAGACAACAGAAUUUAUUGACUUUACCCAUAAACAAUCACACGUCAGCACUAGCGGAUAGUGCAAUAUACCAUAUCAAUGAAAAGUGCCUUUUACACUCGCCGGGCAUCCUGUCUUC
Molecule: messenger RNA, 725 nt
Organism: Aplosporella prunicola CBS 121167
Lineage: Eukaryota; Fungi; Ascomycota; Dothideomycetes; Botryosphaeriales; Aplosporellaceae
Exons: 6
Coding region: 167-628 (153 amino acids)
Source: RefSeq, a predicted model, not a curated record